Neltuma alba is the source of this 1095-nucleotide messenger RNA. RefSeq lists its product as uncharacterized. The record is from RefSeq and is a predicted model, not a curated record. Gene Ontology annotation, cellular component: chloroplast thylakoid membrane. NCBI's taxonomy places the organism in Eukaryota, Viridiplantae, Streptophyta, Magnoliopsida, Fabales, Fabaceae. The transcript has 2 exons. The coding region runs from base 88 to 831 and encodes 247 amino acids.
CCAUCGAUAAACGAAUAUAGCGUUAGCAGGAACUCAGGAAGACCACUCUUUCUUUCCAUCCAUUGUUGGGUUUUGAACGACCGGAAGAUGGCAAUUUCUUUAAAUUCAGUCAUGAGUUUCAACUCAACGAAGCUGCAGCCCAAGUACCAGGAUGCCUCAAGAUACUCUGUUGGAGCUUCACUUCCAAAGGCCACUAAGUUCACACCAUUCUUCGUGACACCAGCAAGAAGAAUGCAAGCUAAGGAAAAACGACCUGGCACCUGUCUUUCAGUUGCAGAUAGUGAUCAGCUUGCAGCAGACCUCGAUGGCAAAAAUUCUUCUGGCGAUGCUGAAAGAUCAACAGCUGAUGAUGAGUCACCAUCCAUAAACCCUGCUGCAGAAAAUGUCCAGUUCCAAGGUAGUUCUAAUGCUAAUCCUGAAUCAAAAUCUCAAACAGCGGAGGUUUCCAAUUCAUCGGCAGCAUCUCCUAACUCUCAAUCUACAACCAAAAAAUCUCCUUUAACUGCAAGAGAGAGGCUUAGGGCAGCUCGAGUCCUAAGUAGGUACACAGAAUCAAAAGAAUCUUCUAAUAAAUCAGACAUGGGAAGUAGGGUGCUGGAUGCUUUGAAAGAGAGUGAUCGUGGGAAGAAAAGAUCAAGGCUUCCAGAAGCGCCUACAAAUUUAUUUGAUGACAGCAAUAGGGGGGUGUCCAAACCAGGAUUUAACUUCCAAUUUCCUGGGGGUUUUGAUCUGUUUCUCAUUGUCUUUUCAUUUGUUUUUAUCAGCACUUUGAUGUUUGCAACGACUUUCAUCGUCUGGAAAGUUGGUGCCAUCCAUUUUAAUGAGUAUUGAGAUGAGGAGGUGGAAACAAUCCAUCAAACAGAGAGAAGUUGGACAAGCUUCGGCUCCUUCAUGGCCUGAUUAAGUGAAGUGAGAAACUGAGACCAGUUUUCUGAUUAUAGGCGCUUGACACUUAUCUCUUAGGAAGUAGGGUUAAGAUUUACUUCAAGCAGGGAUGUACAAGUGAGUGAUCAAAUAUUAGCCUGGUCUUCAAAUGCCAUAUAUAUAAUAUAUCUAGAUAUUUUCAAUCAUAAUGCUUGCCUAGACCUUUCUUUC